AUGGUAAAAGAACAUGGAGAAGGCAGGGGCCACCUGUCUCCUCUUAGCCGCUCCCCAAGGCUGCAAGUAUUCGGGGGAGACACACCCGUCUUGGCAGUGACGGGACGCCGCAUUGGGAGGAGAGGCGACGAAUCACCUCCGGAGCCGGAUGAGGAGAUUCGGCGAUUGGCGUCGAUGAUCACGAGACAAGCCUCAAGAGGCUUUACAGGCGAGACUUGGUACGACUUUGACUUGCCGCUUAACAGGACUGAUCCAAUCGUCAUUUUACAUUUUAAUGAUGUUUACAACAUUGACACCAGAGAAGAUGGGUCUGGCGGCGUUGCUCGCUUUGUCACUGCAAUGCAACGCUUUAGUCAUUUACACCCUUUAGUUUUCUUCUCAGGAGAUGCUCUGAAUCCCUCGUUAAUGAGCACGUACAUGAAAGGGCGCCAAAUGGUCCCUUUUUUGAACCUUCUCAAGGUCCACACCGCUUGUCUCGGCAACCAUGACUUCGACUUUGGCAUUGAUGAACUCGAAUACACCAUUGGGUCAUGCAAUUUUCCUUGGCUCCUUACAAACGUGUUUGAGAGGUCCUCGUCGGACGAUCAGCGAAAACUGGAUAGAUAUAUGCACGGCAGAGGAGAUGCGGUCCCACCGAGUGGAGGCUGCGCUGAAGAGGGGAAUCUGGCAAAGCAUGGGACUAGCGAUGAUGAGUCUCAUGCGUUUGGCAGAGUGCCCGCGGAUCCAGAUGCUGGCGACUACACAGUACUUCCAGGGGAGCCUAUCGCCAAUGCCUGGAAGUACCGCCUUUUUGAGUGGCAAGGAGUCCGUAUUGGUGUGAUUGGCUUGGUUGAACGAGAGUGGCUGGAUACUUUGGCGUGCAUCAACGCUGACGACGUGGUGUACGUAGACUACGUAGUGGCGGCGAACCGGAUGUGUCGGUUCUUGAGAGCAAAGGAGUGUGAGCUAAUCAUUGCUCUGACGCACAUGCGGGCACCAAAUGAUCAGCGCCUUGCCGAGAUGGCUCCAGAUAUUGACAUCAUCCUGGGCGGCCACGACCACGAUUAUUAUGGACUGCAGGUAAUAGGUGGCACCCCUGUUGUGAAGUCUGGAACGGAUUUCUAUGACUUUACAGCAAUCGCCAUCUUCCCUGGAGAUUCCUCCCCUCAGCCAAAUCUUCUUGCAACUGCAUUGAUUGACGAUUCAGGGAAGCAUAUGGGUGCGGCUGCCAUAGCAGCUGCAGCAGUUGCAUCGGCACCUCGAGUACUAGAUGGAACUGACUCACCGGCGGAGGCUGCAGCCUCCGCCAUAGCUGCGGCUGUGGCUGUGGCCGAGGAGGCUUCAAAUAAUCAAGCUGAAGAACUGAGCCCAAGCGAAUUGGCUUCUCAGUUGCUGCAUGCGAAGGGGAAAAUUGUGCCAGACAACAGACAGGGGCAGGGAGGUACAGAAGAACGUCCAUUGCUGCUCAAACCUGCCCUUCCAGCUCAAUCACAGAAGCAAUUGAAGCCAUCAGACUGCCCAGGUGGCAGCGUUGUAAUUCCGAAGAUUCUGGGGAAGUCCCUAGUCCAGUGGGAGCGUGUCCGGGUUACCCCCAAUAACUUUGCAAAGAAUAAGCACGUAGAGCUCCUCGUGAAGAAGUAUGAACGCCACAUUAAGCAGCAAAUGCGGAGGAAACUGGCGAAACUGGGUGCAGAGCUGGAGACGCGCUUUCGAAUUAUUCGAACACAAGAAAGCAAUUGCGGAAAUUGGCUGUGCGAACUCAUGCGCAAAGAGUGCAAGAGUGACAUUGCCUUUAUCAAUUCGGGGACGAUACGGUCUGAUUGCGUGUUCAAGGAGGGAGAUUUUCGUUACGGGGACCUGGCAGCUAUGCUGCCAAUGGCGGACGAAAUCGCUGUAGUUAGCUGCAAAGGCUCAGUUCUUUUGGCGGCCCUAGAAAAUGCAGUAUCGCAGGUGCCAAAAACGGAAGGUCGGUUUCUGCAGGUCGCAGGGAUUAGGUUUGAGUUCGACAGUAGCAAACCAGCUGGCAGUCGCGUGAUCAGGGAGACCGUUCAAGUGGCACCAAGGGGAAGCAACCUCCAGUCUUCUGAUGGGCAACCCAGUCUCGGGCGUUUUGAACCCUUGGACGAAAAUGCCGAGUAUACCGUUGCAACGAAGUCGUACGUAUUACAGGGUCGUGACGGGUUUACGAUGAUGACGAGCUGCCCAGUGGUUGUAGAGGGCGAGCGUUUGCCUCCUCUGCCGACGCUUGUGCGGAAUGCCCUAGCAUUGACAGCAAUGGCGAACGGCCUGAAAAAACCGCAUUCGCGCGUCGUGUCCCGUCAGCUCUCGUGCUUUACGAGCCUUCAGGAAGACCAGAUGCUUUCCGAGUUUGGAUGCAAGAGGGACAUGGACGACGAGGUUGUCCUCGCUCCAAAAUGUGAUGGUAGAAUCGUAGACAGGAACAGGCAACACAUGUGA
This is a messenger RNA of Eimeria acervulina, 2436 nucleotides long. RefSeq names its product nucleotidase, putative. Gene Ontology annotation, biological process: nucleotide catabolic process. The transcript is spliced from 8 exons. Bases 1 to 2436 code for a protein of 811 amino acids. NCBI's taxonomy places the organism in Eukaryota, Apicomplexa, Conoidasida, Eucoccidiorida, Eimeriidae. Gene Ontology annotation, molecular function: hydrolase activity. The record is from RefSeq and is a predicted model, not a curated record.